Molecule: messenger RNA, 1336 nt
Organism: Diabrotica balteata
Lineage: Eukaryota; Metazoa; Arthropoda; Insecta; Coleoptera; Chrysomelidae
Source: the annotation of a GenBank genome assembly
GUCAAAGCUAGCUGUUGACUAUCACAGUAAUAAACAUUUGUCAUUUUGGCAUAUUUACAAUUAUACACUCAGUUUUGGAUUAAAAAUGUUAAAUUUUUCUAUUGCAACCGAAAGUGAUCGCCGGGAGGCUGCUAAAAUAGAACAACGUCGUGCCAGAGAAGAAGAACGAAAGCAAAGAAUAUUUAAUCCCCGUGCCAGACUUAUAGGGAUCGACGCAAUAGCCUUGCGACACCAAGUAGAAGAGAAAAAACAAAAAAAUUAUGAAGAUAGAAACAUUGAUAAAAUAUUCAAAGAACAACUAAAAAAAGCCGACGAAAUUGCUCUAGUUCUUGAGCAAAAAGAAUGUGAAGAACGUAGAAGAGUGCAGCAAGAGAUAAAUAAUUUUAGAAAAGUGUACCAACGUCCAGAAGAUAGAAGAGAGUUUGACCUGAAUGAUCCCGAGUCUAAGAAAAAGCAGUUGCCAUGUAGAGUUCAUGACGACGAUCCAAGGUUGGGCAUUUCAGCAGCACAAAAGUUCGAAGGAGAAGAUUUAGUGUCAGAAGAGAGGCGCAGAAUGCAAAACGAAGAAACUAAAGCGUCCUUGGAGCAACAAAUUCGGGAAAAAGCUGGUGCUGAGAAAGAACAAAAGAUGGCCGAAGAUGCUUACAUAGCAGCAAUGAUAGCUAGAGACCAAAGAGCGCUGGAGCUUGAUGCUUUGGAAAAUAUGUGUAGAAAAAAAGUUCAAGAGGCUGCAGUCAAAUUUAACCAAGCAUUAGCGAGCGAAAAACUUUGUGAAAAACAAAAAGCUGAAAAACAGAGGACAGAAGAUAACUUGGCCGAUAUAUGUAACUUUUUAAACAGUGAUUUAAUGACCGAAAAUCCAGACGUUGCCCAAAGUAAUUUUCCUGGCAAAAAAAUCACUUCUUGCUACAAAGGCCUUACGGCAGCUGAACGUAUAGCUUUUAAGAAGGAAUUACUUCAACAAAUAGAGCAACAGAAACAACUAAGGGAAUUAGAAAAAAGACGAAAUAGAGAAAUGGAUGCCUACACUGAUGGUACGCAGAAGAGCAUCUACAUGCUAGACCAAGAGCUAAAACUCAAAGAAAAGGAACGAAAAAAGAAGCUUGCCGAGGAAAAUCUUAAAUUGGCAGAAGAACAGAAAAGCCGUAAGCGAUAUUUAGAUAAAGUAGUGUACUCCAAUAUACCUUCAGAUGAGUUUUAUGAUCAGUUUAAUCGGACUGUAAGAUGAAGUGGAGUUAUAUUGCAGACACAAAAAAUGUUUAUAUGUUUAAUAAAGAAAAAACAAUAUAUGUAUUUUUUAAAAGAUUAUUCUUUUUAAUAAAAACCAUAAUCUAUC